This is a messenger RNA of Owenia fusiformis, 1389 nucleotides long. The record is from the annotation of a GenBank genome assembly. NCBI's taxonomy places the organism in Eukaryota, Metazoa, Annelida, Polychaeta, Sabellida, Oweniidae.
UUUGACUUGGAGGUAACAUCCUAUAAGAAUAAAAACUACCAACAAAAAAGACUGAGUUGAAGGCCAUUUUUUAUAUCUGUGAACAAUAUAUCAGGUUAAUUAUGUUAAGGAUUUACCAGAAGUUCAUGUUUGUUGUGUGCAUGGCUUCAAUGAUGUUUUUAAUGUUAGGACUAUUACCUGAAACGAUGAGAGAACAAAAGGAACCAGAAGAGAAUGAAGGAGACGUUCUAUCAGUGGGAUAUAAUAGAAGAGGACAGUUCAUUAAUAGAAAUGGAUUUAUACAAAAAUGGCAUAUGAAUGCAACUGAUUUUCAUCCAUUUGGAAAUGACACAAGAAAUAGUAGGUUUAUAGUCGUGGAUCAUACAAAUCUUUCAAUAAAUGGUAAUCAUUUUGUAAACCAAUCAGCUAACACUUCAAAAGUGCGACCAGAUAAGUGCAAUUCAUGUUUCCCAAAAUUCACGUACAUCUAUAAAAACAAAAACUUGUGCUCAACAUAUGACUCCAAACAUAUUAAGCUACUUGUGAUCAUAUUUACUAUCCACAAUGACGUUAAGACGAGGAAUACGCUACGCAAAACAUGGUUAAGUAUUUCUAACAAUAACACAGGAGAGCUGAGGUAUGUUUUCUUAUUAGGGAAGCAUACUAGAAAAAAUAACUGGAACAUAGAGGCUCUUAAAGAAGCAAAAACACAUGGAGAUAUCCUCAUCAAAGACUUCAUGGAUGUGUACAGAAAUCUCACUCUAAAAACAAUGUCUGGUCUCCAGUGGGCUGUCGAAUUCUGCUCAAAUGCAGAGUAUGUUAUGAAAACUGAUGCUGAUAUGUGGGUGAACACUCCAAGACUUUUACACUUUCUUGAUUCGUUUAAAAUUAAAAAUGAAAUCAUUGGCUCCUGCUUUUCAAAGGCUAUGCCAGUGAGAAAAAAGACUUCAAAAUGGUAUGUUUCUAUGCAGCAAUACCCGUUUAAAUACUUCCCUGAAUUUUGUUCUGGCACAGGCUACGUCACAACAAUGCAAGUUGUUAAAGACAUAGUGAAAAUAUCACCUAAUACACCAUACUUUCACCUUGAAGAUGUCUAUAUAGGACUCUGUAUGAAGGCAUUGAAAUAUAAACUACGUUCAGUGAAAGGAUUCAAUCGAUAUAAAAUGAAAUUUUCCGCAUGUGAAUAUCAAAAAUUGAUUACCAGCCACCAUAUACCACAAAGUGAUAUUGAAAAGGCCUGGAGCACCAAAUGUUGGAACUAUUUGUGAACAGUUAGUUUAUUAAAGAUCAUAAUGCCAUUGAUCUUGUAUUGGACAAGACCUUUACAGAUAGACAUUAUUUGGUGAUAAGGUGGGCAUAUGAAAUUUAAAAUACCAAAAACAUUUCCAGAGGUUUCCAGAAAAUUCCAAA